AUGAAUGAGGCCAUGCGGAACAUUCACAGCUACGAGAACUUUGUCGAGCGUCUUCGCAACCCAAUCAUUGCCAUCAACUACCUUGCUGACUCAACGAUUUGGGGCUACCUCGUAACCAUGGUCAACGAUGUAGCCAAUGAAUUACAACUGCUUCAGGACUUCCAUCGGGCGCAGACUGGCAUCAGUGAUGAUCUCGUUGGAGCUUGGCACGAGUUUAUUCGGGACCUAUUGCAAUUGACUGUUGAUACUGCGCGAGACUGGGUGCAGGGCUGGGUCAUCACGGCCAGGAACGAGUACAGGGACGACAACGGCGAGGACGUGAUCAACUUGUUGGCGAUGUUAAGCACGUUGUUGAGAUACGCGUUUGAUUUAGAGCUGCCUCUGAGCCAGCUCCCUUAA
Molecule: messenger RNA, 399 nt
Organism: Colletotrichum spaethianum
Lineage: Eukaryota; Fungi; Ascomycota; Sordariomycetes; Glomerellales; Glomerellaceae
Exons: 2
Coding region: 1-399 (132 amino acids)
Source: RefSeq, a predicted model, not a curated record